Phytophthora sojae is the source of this 2109-nucleotide messenger RNA. RefSeq lists its product as hypothetical. Bases 1 to 2109 code for a protein of 702 amino acids. The record is from RefSeq and is a predicted model, not a curated record. NCBI's taxonomy places the organism in Eukaryota, Oomycota, Peronosporomycetes, Peronosporales, Peronosporaceae. The transcript has a single exon.
AUGGCUUCCCCGAAUGAAGUCGAGGGGAACCCUGAAGAUGACCAUGACUCCAAACGCCCCGAGGCUUCAGCGAGCGGGAUGCACUUAGACCUGGAUCAUAUCACUGGCACAGACCGACCCAAGACGCAGCAACAGGAGGAAGAAGAGCCCAAGAAGAAGACCAAAAUCCGCAAGCGACGCGGACCUCGGGCUCAAACGAUCGAGGAGAUGUUCGCGACGCUCAGCAAUGUCCGGUCUUCGGGGUUGAAUCCACCACCCGAGCGAAUUGUGCUCACGCCACGCUCAGCUGAAGCGUGUCUGCGCUGUGGUGUAAAUCCUGAAACGCUGAAGAUUCGAGACUUGGACUCGUUUUACGACCCGGACGACACUGCUGCCGUCCAGCGCAUGCGUCACGAGGCGUACUCGCUACGGCGACAUGAGGAGAUGCUGGCGUUGAGAACUGAGAAGCGGAACUUGAUUGAGGCGGAGGACCGCGGGGCUGGAAAUGCAAUGCCAGCUCGACUGGUUGCUGUCGCUGGAUCAAAGAAAUCUGUCAGAGCAGCGCCAACGCGCACUACUCAAGACGCUGACGGACCCCCUUCGAUGUCGUCGGGGGCAUCUAGUUCCCCAGGUAAGAAGGGGUCGUCCGCAUUGUUGGAAAUCGAGCGACAACGACUGGAAAAGGUUCGACAGCGCCAAGAGCGCGAGCUGGAGCAAAUGCUGGAGUUUGAGAUGAAGAUGAACCGCCUGCAGCAGGAGGCUGCCGAGAAGAUGGAGCGCGAAAAGAGGCAGCAUGAGGCAAUGGAGCGCUCCCGGAUGCGCUUCGCCCAAGAGCUUGCGGCUGAAAAGCGAGCUCGGGAAAUCAAGAAGAAGGCUCAACUUGACGCUGAAGAAGAGCGACGAAAGGAGUUGGCAGCGCAUUUGGCUGCUCGGGAUCGUGCGUUAGCUGAGGAAAAGGCUCGGCAGGACAAACUACGGCGGAUCGAAGCGCGCGAACGGGAGGAAGAACGCAAAAUUAAGGCGGAAGAGCACCGAGCGCAAACAGAAGCUCUGCUUCAGGCCCAGCAGAUGGAGAUUCAAGCUCGGCUUCGUGAGCUAGACCUGGCAGAGAAGGCGCGCGAGGAAAUGGUCGAGCAACAGCGAGCGGAGCGCGCUAUAGCGAUGGAUGCUCGGCGUCGCGAGGUGACACUGCGGAUCCGGAAAAACCUUCGAGCUUCGAAGAAGCUGGAGGCGCAACGCAAGCGUGACAUCCAACGAAAGCAAGCCGCUAGCGAAGCACUGCGACGGGCUCAUGAAGAGGAAGAGCGCCGGUCGAGGGAGUUACAGGCGCAGCAGCAGUUGGCACUUGAGCGGAAGCGUCAAUUGGUGCUAGAGGAGGCCCGACGAGAAGAAGCUCGGAAGAAGGAGGAGCUGCUUCAAAGACAACGAGAGACCGACCAGAAUGUACAGCAGGUGCAGAAAACCCAGCAGCAUCAACGUGCUUUACGCAGUGAGUAUCGGAAGCUGCAGGCACAGUUGAAGCUCGACAAGGUGGAGAGGAUGAAGCGGAUUCAAGAGUAUCAGCGGUUGGAGAUGCUACGCAAAUUGCAAGACACCGAGGCCCGUACUCAGCACAUGCUGAACGAAAAGGAGUCACUCGUGAAUCGCCGCAAGCAGCUAGCUAUCAAGACCAAGAUUCAGCGCGAUCUGAUCAUGCGCACCAUGGAGAACGUCAAGAUCACGAAGAAGUGGCAUCAAGCCUCCAAGACUAUCGAAAAGGUGCUGAAUGGCGGCUCCACUAAUCGCUCCAUAGGCUCUCGCUCUCCUUCGCACUCCCCCACCAAGUCCAUCGGUAAGGAGCGUCCGAAGUCAAGCUCCAGUGUGGUGGGCCGGCAAACCUCGUUGCCAACACUUAGUAGACCAACUACACCUAUUGGAGCCGGCAACUCGAAUCAAGACCACCAGCAGUCAAAGGUGUUCCGCCCGCCGUCGCCACCUCCGACCAAAACGGCGUUCAAAUUCACAAAAGAGGCUCAGGAGGCUCAAACACGGAACAGCAGUGGCGCACAGCAGUACUUCUCUCCGUACGACGCUGUUCCCGGAGCCAGCCUCCCGAAGAAGGGCAAACACGUCCAGUCUGCAGUAUUCUAG